Molecule: messenger RNA, 3090 nt
Organism: Morone saxatilis (striped sea-bass)
Lineage: Eukaryota; Metazoa; Chordata; Actinopteri; Moronidae
Gene: mfsd8
Product: major facilitator superfamily domain containing 8
Exons: 11
Coding region: 820-2097 (425 amino acids)
Biological process (GO): transmembrane transport
Cellular component (GO): lysosomal membrane
Molecular function (GO): transmembrane transporter activity
Source: RefSeq, a predicted model, not a curated record
CUUUUUGGUAUGACAGUAUGUUAGCUGUCUGGUUUCAUAGUCCAGUUUUGGAGCUUUUCAGUGGCGUACUUUCGUUAAUUUACUUCACCGUCGAUUGUAAACUACUCCACUUUCACAUUAUGUGUGGUGUUAGUUAGGUAAGCGUAUAUGUAAGGAUGUACAGUGUUAGUUUGAGGUGAUAACGUUGGCUGAAAGUAUAGUUAGCUCUCCAGAGCCCUUUCGGAAGAGUUGUAGUUAUCGUUAGCUGUGUAGUUCACUGACCCUCGGCUACAUGGCCACUUAGCAACGCUGUUUUACAUCUCCACAGUCCGGGGAAGCGUCAGAACUUUAGGGCAUUACUGUUUUUAGCAAACAUGUCUCAACUCGUUGACGAUACCACUCCGUUGCUCGCGGAUGACGCAAGCAGGUGAGUGCAGAGUUCAAUGGACUUGACAGGUAACCUCUGUGACCUCAGCUGGGGUCGACACAGGGAGCUGCGGAGGAUCAGAUACUACCAACCCUGUACUGCAUGUGGUCUGUGCAUUAUGUAAACCAUGUGGGUCCCAUUGGUGUGCUGUUUAAAGGGCCUGUGGUGUUCGUGAGCCUGUAUAAAUAACCUCAAAUCACCUGUGCUGUCUUGUCACAUGGCCUGUGUACAGUGAUGACUCUCAGGAUGAAGAUUACAAGAGUCGGUGGAGGUCUAUCCGAGUCAUGUACUUCACCAUGUUUCUGAGCAGUGUCGAGAUUCUUGGCUGAUACUGCUGCCAGUAAUGCAAAAUUGAUGAUAGCGCCAAUGCCACUUUCCUGGGCUGGGUGGUGGCGGCCUACAGCGUCGGUCAGAUGGUGGCCUCGCCCCUUUUUGGCCUUUGGUCCAACUACCGGCCACGCAGGGAGCCACUGGUGUGCUCCAUCUUCAUCAACGUGUCAGCCAAUAUCUACUAUGCCUACGCAUACCUGCCGCAAACCAAUAACAAGUUCCACAUACUCAUGUCCAGAGCCUUCGUGGGCUUUGGAGCAGGUAAUGUGGCUGUGGUGAGGUCCUACGUGGCUGGAGCUACAUCACUGAAGGAGAGGACCAGUGCUAUGGCGAACAGCAGUGCCUGUCAGGCCCUGGGUUUCAUCCUGGGACCGGCUCUGCAGGCAUGCCUGUCGUUCAUUGGUGAGCACGGUGUGACGGUUCAGAUCAUAGACCUGCAGCUCAACAUGUACACGGCUCCGGCUUUCCUGGCUGCAGCUUUUGGCGUGGUCAACAUCCUGCUGGUUGUUCUGGUGCUGAGAGAGCACCGAGUUGAUGACCACGGAAGACACAUUCGAGCCAUCAACUACACAUCAGAAGACAGACUUGACGUUAGUGAAGAAACUGAGGAGACCAUCGAUCAGGUAGCGGUCCUGACUUCCAACGCCCUCUUCUUCAUCGUCAUGUUCAUCUUCGCAGUCUUUGAGACUAUUGCCACCCCGUUGUCCAUGGACAUGUUUGCUUGGACGAGGACAGAAGCUGUGUUAUACAAUGGCAUCAUCAUCUGCUGCAUUGGAUUUGAAUCCAUACUGGUGUUUAUAGUUGUAAAAGUGGCUUCUCAAAGGGUCGGGGAUCGUCCUGUGUUGCUAGCAGGCUUGGCCAUUAUAUUCUGUGGCUUCUUUAUUCUGCUUCCAUGGGGAAAUCAUUACCCUAAAAUCCAGUGGGCAGACCUGAAAAACAACUCUUUGGUCAGUCAGAUUUCUAAAGCCACUAUAGCCUCCAACAGCUCCUCAGAGCCAACAGGCUGCCCGUAUGAACAGACCUGGUGCCAGUAUACCCCCGCCAUCCACCUGGCCCAGUACAUCUCAGCUGACAUCCUCAUCGGGGUGGGAUACCCAGCCUGCAACGUGAUGUCCUACACACUGUAUUCCAAAAUCCUCGGACCCAAACCUCAGGGUGUGUACAUGGGGUGGUUGACAGCCUCAGGGAGCGGGGCACGGACAUUGGGCCCGGUCUUUGUCUCCCAGGUCUAUACCAUCCUGGGACCCCGCUGGGCCUUCAGUCUCAUCUGUGGUAUGGUGGUAGGCGCCAUCGUCCUCCUCAGCUGUCUUUACCACAGACUCAUCGCGUUUUCUGUACGCCACGGAAGGGCUGAAGAAUAACAAGUCAAGAUUCACACUGGGGAGACUGAUGGCUGUUUUUAUUCUCAAAGACUUCAAGCCAGAACUGCUGUAACGACAGCUCUAUUGCUGUUACUUACUUUAUAAUGUAGGAACUGAUAAGCCUCCUAUGAGAGUUAGUGACUCAGGAUUGAUCUUUAAACUCUAAGGCGAAGAGAUAAGACCGGGUUAUUACUCAUGACUUGACCAAAGAUUGCUGCUUCGUUAACAGGGAGCUACCACUGCGGCAGCACUUUUACUCGUGUGAAAGAAGCCACGUGACGCCUUUUUCAUAAUCUUGUAUGGCAUCGCCUCGUAUGAGGUGGGUCCAUGAUAUCAAACUGAUAAUGAUUUUAAAUCGAGUUACUAAAUAUUUGUUACUGAAAGCUCAAGUUUUAUGUAUUUGCAUUAUUGGUCACAAAGAUCAAUUAAUAAUAAUUUUAAUACACAGACUACUUCAGCAAAGCCCCAUGUCUUUGCAUUAAAUUCUAAUAUUAAUUUGUGAAAUCUACAAGCACAGGAGCAACCAUGACCUUAUUGAAGGUACUUGAAAACAAAUCCUAUCAAAUUGUUUGAUAUUUAGUUUGUCAUUUGUCAUUCAUUGGACAUUGUGACGUUCCCUGUACUUUAUAUACUGAUUGAACAUAUUUUGAAAUUGUUAUUUUGCUUUUAAAGUGGAGAAUAUGAGAAAGGUUCAGUUCAGUUUUAUUUUGCAAUGAUUGUUGUUGUGCCCAAUGUGACCCUUGAAAGAGAAGCAAACAUUGCGUAAAUGGUUUAAAUGAAACAUUUCCAGUGACACAUUUCCACAUUCAGCUGUUUUCCUAUAAAGAAUAUAAUGAUGUUAUAUUUUUAAAAUAUUGUUCCUAUUUCCGUUAAAGGCUCCACUUGUGGUUGUUUCAGACUACAGGUUGUUGUCUACCUGAAAUCAUUCAGAAAGAUAUGUGUGAAUGUGUGGAUGCUAAUGAUUUUGAGUGAUGCAUUAAACAUUUAAUGUGA